This is a messenger RNA of Eurytemora carolleeae, 1502 nucleotides long. RefSeq lists its product as uncharacterized. The coding region runs from base 22 to 1032 and encodes 336 amino acids. The record is from RefSeq and is a predicted model, not a curated record. Lineage: Eukaryota; Metazoa; Arthropoda; Copepoda; Calanoida; Temoridae. The transcript is spliced from 13 exons. Gene Ontology annotation, molecular function: microtubule minus-end binding. Gene Ontology annotation, cellular component: HAUS complex. Gene Ontology annotation, biological process: spindle assembly; centrosome cycle.
CACCCCCUGUUACAGAGAAAAAUGGAGGAUAGUAUUGAAAACCUUCCCCAGUUUAAUUCCCUGAUGUCUAAACUAAAUGAACGACUCACAGAAACUGGACUCUCAAAGGACUCUGCUGAUAAGCUGGAAACUGCACGGAAGAGUUUAAAUGAGAAGCGGAAACGAUUUCUCCGAGCUGUAAUCCUUCAUCAAACUAUCUCAGAUAUUUCUCUGGACCCCACCUUCCCACAGCAAUCUGAACUAUCAAAUAGUUUAACCCAGGCUGAACUUAUUUCAAGUUUUAUUGUGCUUGGUAAAACUGAGAAAGACGAACUUAGAGGAGUGGGAGGUGGAGGAGGAGGGGAGGAGAUCACAACCCUAGGCUUGGACUCAUCUCUUAUCCCAGAGCAGAGGAUGAAACCUGAACUACAGAAGGCUUUGAGAGAGAGCAUGGAAGAAAGAUUGUUUGAAGAAACUAGAUCCCUGUAUAGUAUACUCAGUAAUGAUAGUGAAUUAGAAACUCGGCGAAGUUUGCUUCAUCCUCAUCUUAUUCGUCUUCAUGACAAGAUUUCAGAAUUAGUGGAAGAAGUUCGUAGAAUUGAAGGAGAAAUAAAACUUUGUAAUAAAAACCUAAUGCAGGCUAUCAGUAAACAAAGUGUCGUACUGCAGAGUAUGGGAGAGAAACUUAAUAUUUUGAUCAGUAAACACUAUGCAGGUACAAAGCUGGAUGCUACAUCGGUUCAAGUUCAAUAUAUGAGAGCUAAGUGUGAAACUAUCCGGCUAAAGUUGAGUUGCCUUGAACUUGAAAUAAAGCAUUCUACCUACAGCAAGGACGCUUUGAAAGCCAUCAGAAUGUUGAAGAGUCGACUGAGUGAGAAGAUUAGUACUGCAGAGUGUACUCUAACCUCGCUUAACAAUACAAUAUCUCAAUACAGUGUUGUUGGACCGGAGUUUUCUAACCUUGUAGUUCAGUAUUCUGCUAUACUUAAACAAAUACAGGAUAAGAAAUGGGCCCUUCAAGAGCUAUCCUCCACCACGCCCGGCGCGAUUUAGCCCAGAGUAUAAUAAAAUCGCUCAAACUAUUGGAUCAGCAAUAGCAACAGCAACACCAGAAACUAAUCAGAAUUAGCGACAGCAAUUUAAACAGUUCUUUAAAUUUACUUUAUUCAGUACAAAACCUCGAAUACAGUGUAAUUAAAAAAUAUGUAACAAUGAUAAUAAUGCAUUUAAGAGCUUGAUACAGGGGGGGGGGGUGCUCAAGACUUUCUUAUCCGGCAUCUGGUUAAACAUAUAUUUUCAAGCCAAAUUAGAAGUAUUGUAAAAUUAUGCCAGUUUCUUUUCUGCGAAUAAAAAUAUUAACACCUAAAAUGUAACAAAAGUCAAUUAACAUUAAACUAAAGGUGAUAAGAUAAAUAAACAUAAAAAAUCGUUUUCAAUCGUUCAUGAAUUAUUCACAUAUUAUAUUGUAUAUACAAAAUGUUUAUAUUUUUAUCCGAAAUUGAUAGUUUUAUACCUUUUUCAGA